Molecule: messenger RNA, 3420 nt
Organism: Colletes gigas
Lineage: Eukaryota; Metazoa; Arthropoda; Insecta; Hymenoptera; Colletidae
Gene: lili
Product: protein Lilipod
Exons: 9
Coding region: 287-1861 (524 amino acids)
Biological process (GO): signal transduction
Molecular function (GO): transmembrane signaling receptor activity
Source: RefSeq, a predicted model, not a curated record
CGAAGGGUUGGCGGUGAUUGGGCGGUGUAAAGUACAUUCUUACGUGGACGCAAUACAAGAAGCAAGGGAACAGGAAUGUGAUUCUUUUUACACAGAAAUAGAAAGAACAGCUUCUUGCAAUUAAUUCGCGAAAAGCAAAAGCUAUCGUAAUGAUGUGAAUACGUGUGUCGUUCGCGAGAAUUUUGUCAUGGUGUAUUACACAGAAAAAUUACUGAUUUAAGAAAAUGUCGUUGCUGCCGACGACCGUACAUUUAGCUGAAAGAAAUUUACUGACAGACAGGUGAAAAUGGAAGAUGAUGCGGACCUCAGAGAGCAAUUGUUUCACAACACCGUACGAGAGAACAUCAUAUUUCUCCUGCUGUUUUUGGUCCUCUACACCUCGAGCUAUGCAUUGAUCGCCAAAUUUCGCCGGAAAGAUCGCGAGGAUUACUUUUCCGUGGACGAAGAUGAGGCGACAGUUUACAGAAUCAGUCUCUGGCUAUGUACUGUCGCUUUGGCGGUUUCUGUUGGGGCAACGUUAUUGCUUCCGGUCUCUAUCGCUAGCAACGAAGUACUCAUUUUAUACCCGAACAGCUAUUACGUUAAGUGGCUUAAUAGCUCGCUCAUUCAAGGUCUAUGGAAUCAUGUGUUCCUCUUCUCGAAUUUAUCUCUCUUCGUGUUUCUACCAUUCGCCUAUUUGUUUACGGAGUCGGAAGGAUUCGUCGGAUAUAGAAAGGGUGUAAUGGCUAGAGUUUAUGAAACUGUGACGGUCCUUUGUUUACUCGGAACACUUGUAUUAGGAAUGACAUAUGUUUUAUCGGCGCUCAUAGAUUAUCAAAAGUCCAGCCUUCACACGUUGCUCAAUUUAUGGACAUACUAUUUACCUUUCCUUUACUCUUGCGUUUCAUUUCUUGGAGUUGUUAUGUUAUUAUUAUGUACUCCCAUGGGAUUUGUACGAUUAUUUGGGGUGGUUGGCUCGUUUCUUGUGAAGCCACAGUUCCUAAAAAAUUUAGACGAAGAAUUUUUCGCAUACAGGCUGGAGGAGGAUUGUAUUCAAAGAAGACUGGAGCACGCGAAAGCUACGGGAAAAUCCUACGUUUCGCCAGUGCCCAUGUCGAUACCAGCUUGCUACUCGACGCUCGAAGACGAUGAACUUCUUAACGUAAAUCCGAGCCUGAUGUGCCUGAGGAACGGUGCUCUGCAGCGUGGAUUGACUCAGCGAUUAGAAGACAUCCAAAAACGAAGAAACAUCUUGGACCAGCAAAGACGAACCUGGUGGGUUCGGCGCACAUUGCUGUAUCCAUUGGCCAUGCUAGCGUUACUUAUGCUUUCCACUGCCACGGCCCUGCUAGCAGUUCAAAACACGUUAGAGCUUCUUGUCGGUAUCAAGGCGCUGCCUUUGAGCACCAGGCAAUUCACGCUGGGCAUCAGCUCGUUGUCGAAGCUCGGCCCCAUCGGAGCAACUGUCGAGGUGGCAGUUAUUUUGUAUCUAGCAGCGACAAGCGCGAUAGGCCUGUACACCCUUCCGGGUGUUAGGCGCGUUCAGCCACGGUUUCAUUCCACACCGCUCACACACGUUAUUGCAAAUUGUGCUCUACUUCUUGUACUGAGCUCCGCAUUGCCACUGUUGUCACGGAUAUUGGGCAUGACGAACUUUGAUUUGCUCGGUGAUUUUGGGCGCAUCGAGUGGCUUGGUAACUUCAAACUAGUAUUGUUGUAUAAUUUGAUCUUCGCUACCGCAGCGAUCGGCUGCUUAAUGACCAAAUUCACGUCAACGGUCUGCAAAGAAAUUUACGCAAGAUUAAGGAGUAGCCUGGUAGGGAUAUUUAAAAGCGAAGGUAAGAAAGGCUCGGUAGGAACGUUUUCUACGAAAGAUGAUUAGACUGACUUACACUGUAAACGGAAAAAAAGAAUAUUUACAAAUUUAGAAUUAAAAGUAAAUAAAGACAGAAAAUUUUAUUUGCAUAAUGUCUAGUGAUCGGAAUGGAAAUUGCGCGACGUAACGGUAUGCAUGUUUGCGAGGGCGGUUUGGAUGCUUUUAUUUAAAAAAGGUAACGGGAUGAGUUCGAGUGUUCGAGAAGUUUGAUUGAACUUUGUGAGAUGUUUGACGAGAGGCCAGUUACGAAUAUCCCAUACGACACUUAUGUUGUCACACAUUUAUGCGUGUGCGUGUGCGUGUUAAUAAUUAUAUUGAUUAUUUAUUAUAUGAUCGCUAUUUUAAUAAUUAUUUACCGAAAGUAUACAUACCAAUCUUAUGUGAGUUGACAUAUAAUUAACUCGCAUCAAUGGCAACGCAGUAUUGUGAUAAAGAUACGUGUGCAAGUCUCGAGUGAAUACGUGAAUUUUUAUUGUAGUGGUUAGUACAUCCAUGGAUACACAUGUGUGUGUGUGUGUGUGCGCGCGCGCGCGCGCGCGUGUGCACGAGUGUGUGUUGUACAUUAUGUAUGUAUACACAUAUUAUAUGUACUUUCUUACUGUUGAUAUACAGAAACUCGCAAUGUGCAUUUUAAACUAAAAGAUCCAAAGGAGGUUCAAAAAAAAACCACAUCUAUGUAAAAAAACGUUUUGAAAAUAUUCUCGAGUGUUUUUUUUUUUUGUUAAAAAUGUAUGUCCUUCGAAUGUGCAUGUAUUUUAAAGAACACGUGGACAUUGGUUGCGUUGAUUUAUUAAUUUUUAACAGGUAAACUGAUUUAUGGGUACAUAAAUAUAGGUGUAACUUUUGGCGUGCCUAAUUAACGAUUUGUAAUCGGAUAAAGUUAUUCACAGCUUUAUUGGUACUAUACAUACCUCCAUAGUGAAAUUCACAAAUAUGGUCACACACGUACACUGUGUUCUGUUUGGUAGUCACGUUUCAACGGUGGUGUUUAAAUGCAUUUUAUCGAUUAUAUUUUAUUAAGUGACACCCGUGACCGUAUCUCGCAAGUGUUCGUUAUAAAUAUUCGGUGUACAUGUACUUAUGAUAUAGGGAAAUUAAUAAUGCGCAUUUUAUGAUGCAUGUAGACUACGGUAUCAAUAACAUGCAAGAAGAUCUUCAAACGUUAUUGUCUCGACUGACUUGUCUCUUAUUAGUUCAUUACUGAAAGCUAGCGUUUUAUUAUUUAUUUACUUUAAACACUUGUCUCGACGCCCCUUUGAUUGUGUUUCAUAUUUAUAUCGAUAGCAUUCAUAAACAUUUACUUAGUCAGUAAAAUGAUAAUAUAUUGAAACAAUAUUAUGUGAUAUAUAUCUCGUCAAGAAGACAAUACAAUGUUGUUAGGAUUUGCACUGGCAAUGUACUCACCAAUGAAUUAUUAACACAAUUUAAUUAGAGAGAUAUCUCAGGAUAGAAACUAUUGCUUAACAUUUGUUAUUAUAAUGCCACCUUGUGGAACUAUUUGUAAUAAAUUAGAAUUCUCGUUUGAGAAUUCUCUGUACACACCGAUGAUUAAAUAAAAGAUGUUA